Molecule: messenger RNA, 4172 nt
Organism: Homo sapiens (human)
Lineage: Eukaryota; Metazoa; Chordata; Mammalia; Primates; Hominidae
Gene: AMIGO2
Product: adhesion molecule with Ig like domain 2
Exons: 2
Coding region: 877-2445 (522 amino acids)
Cellular component (GO): nucleus; plasma membrane
Source: RefSeq, a predicted model, not a curated record
GCAGGCUCCGAGCUGCUGCCCGCAGGAGGCAGGACGCGCAGGGGUGGGACCGGCGCCCCAGCCCGUCUCCCGGCCCCGGGCGCGCGGGAACCCCGGGUCCUGCAGCCUCCCGAGUGCGGAGAGGCGGGGCCGCCCGCUGCCGCCCGGCUGCCUGCGCCCCCUCCCGCGGCCCCGGCUCUGGGAGCGGGGCGCCCCGCGCGCGGGCACACGGCGGCCAGAGCGCCGAGGCGGUACCUUCAGCCUGCAAUGAGAGGAACCCGGGAGAGCCCCCGGGAGCCAGCGAAGAGCUUGGCUGCUGCGUCCAGGGCUGCUGCUGCCGCCGCGGCUGCUUGAAACUCCUCAAAGUUGAGAGCCGGCUAGAGGGUGCCGCCCGCCGGGAGCCGGAGGGAAAGGAAGUCGGAAGGUGCAAGAGUGACAGACACGGACAGACGGACGCGCAGACCUUCGGAAGGCACUGCGUAGGCAGCCUCCCCGGAGCCCACGAGGCUCCCCAGCACCGUGAGUUUUUUCCUGGAUGGGUGGUUGCUAAGUAUUUCCGUUUAAUUGUUUGUAGCGUACGUUUGCGUAUAGUUGUGUCUGUUGGAGGGAGUUUAAAACAACAACAACAACAACAACAACGCAGGAUGCACCUUAGGAAAAAAUUGAGUUUCUGAUGGUGGGUGAGACGGUGGGUUGUAUGGAGAGAAUGUGACUGUACAUUUUUAUAAGCAGGACUAACCCAGGAAAGAGGAAAAAAUACAUUUAACAGUGAAGAGGCAACACAGAGCUCCCUAUUGUGAAAUAAAACCCAUUUCAAAAGUUAUUGGAAAGAAAGUUCACUGGUGGGAGGCUGAGCCGGUGGAAAAGACACCGGGAAGAGACUCAGAGGCGACCAUAAUGUCGUUACGUGUACACACUCUGCCCACCCUGCUUGGAGCCGUCGUCAGACCGGGCUGCAGGGAGCUGCUGUGUUUGCUGAUGAUCACAGUGACUGUGGGCCCUGGUGCCUCUGGGGUGUGCCCCACCGCUUGCAUCUGUGCCACUGACAUCGUCAGCUGCACCAACAAAAACCUGUCCAAGGUGCCUGGGAACCUUUUCAGACUGAUUAAGAGACUGGACCUGAGUUAUAACAGAAUUGGGCUUCUGGAUUCUGAGUGGAUUCCAGUAUCGUUUGCAAAGCUGAACACCCUAAUUCUUCGUCAUAACAACAUCACCAGCAUUUCCACGGGCAGUUUUUCCACAACUCCAAAUUUGAAGUGUCUUGACUUAUCGUCCAAUAAGCUGAAGACGGUGAAAAAUGCUGUAUUCCAAGAGUUGAAGGUUCUGGAAGUGCUUCUGCUUUACAACAAUCACAUAUCCUAUCUCGAUCCUUCAGCGUUUGGAGGGCUCUCCCAGUUGCAGAAACUCUACUUAAGUGGAAAUUUUCUCACACAGUUUCCGAUGGAUUUGUAUGUUGGAAGGUUCAAGCUGGCAGAACUGAUGUUUUUAGAUGUUUCUUAUAACCGAAUUCCUUCCAUGCCAAUGCACCACAUAAAUUUAGUGCCAGGAAAACAGCUGAGAGGCAUCUACCUUCAUGGAAACCCAUUUGUCUGUGACUGUUCCCUGUACUCCUUGCUGGUCUUUUGGUAUCGUAGGCACUUUAGCUCAGUGAUGGAUUUUAAGAACGAUUACACCUGUCGCCUGUGGUCUGACUCCAGGCACUCGCGUCAGGUACUUCUGCUCCAGGAUAGCUUUAUGAAUUGCUCUGACAGCAUCAUCAAUGGUUCCUUUCGUGCGCUUGGCUUUAUUCAUGAGGCUCAGGUCGGGGAAAGACUGAUGGUCCACUGUGACAGCAAGACAGGUAAUGCAAAUACGGAUUUCAUCUGGGUGGGUCCAGAUAACAGACUGCUAGAGCCGGAUAAAGAGAUGGAAAACUUUUACGUGUUUCACAAUGGAAGUCUGGUUAUAGAAAGCCCUCGUUUUGAGGAUGCUGGAGUGUAUUCUUGUAUCGCAAUGAAUAAGCAACGCCUGUUAAAUGAAACUGUGGACGUCACAAUAAAUGUGAGCAAUUUCACUGUAAGCAGAUCCCAUGCUCAUGAGGCAUUUAACACAGCUUUUACCACUCUUGCUGCUUGCGUGGCCAGUAUCGUUUUGGUACUUUUGUACCUCUAUCUGACUCCAUGCCCCUGCAAGUGUAAAACCAAGAGACAGAAAAAUAUGCUACACCAAAGCAAUGCCCAUUCAUCGAUUCUCAGUCCUGGCCCCGCUAGUGAUGCCUCCGCUGAUGAACGGAAGGCAGGUGCAGGUAAAAGAGUGGUGUUUUUGGAACCCCUGAAGGAUACUGCAGCAGGGCAGAACGGGAAAGUCAGGCUCUUUCCCAGCGAGGCAGUGAUAGCUGAGGGCAUCCUAAAGUCCACGAGGGGGAAAUCUGACUCAGAUUCAGUCAAUUCAGUGUUUUCUGACACACCUUUUGUGGCGUCCACUUAAUUUGUGCCUAUAUUUGUAUGAUGUCAUAAUUUAAUCUGUUCAUAUUUAACUUUGUGUGUGGUCUGCAAAAUAAACAGCAGGACAGAAAUUGUGUUGUUUUGUUCUUUGAAAUACAACCAAAUUCUCUUAAAAUGAUUGGUAGGAAAUGAGGUAAAGUACUUCAGUUCCUCAAUGUGCCAUAGAAAGAUGGGGUUGUUUUCCAAAGUUUAAGUUCUAGAUCACAAUAUCUUAGCUUUUAGCACUAUUGGUAAUUUCAGAGUAGGCCCAAAGGUGAUAUGACUCCCAUUGUCCCUUUAUUUAGGAUAUUGAAAGAAAAAAUAAACUUUAUGUAUUAGUGUCCUUUAAAAAUAGACUUUGCUAACUUACUAGUACCAGAGUUAUUUUAAAGAAAAACACUAGUGUCCAAUUUCAUUUUUAAAAGAUGUAGAAAGAAGAAUCAAGCAUCAAUUAAUUAUAAAGCCUAAAGCAAAGUUAGAUUUGGGGGUUAUUCAGCCAAAAUUACCGUUUUAGACCAGAAUGAAUAGACUACACUGAUAAAAUGUACUGGAUAAUGCCACAUCCUAUAUGGUGUUAUAGAAAUAGUGCAAGGAAAGUACAUUUGUUUGCCUGUCUUUUCAUUUUGUACAUUCUUCCCAUUCUGUAUUCUUGUACAAAAGAUCUCAUUGAAAAUUUAAAGUCAUCAUAAUUUGUUGCCAUAAAUAUGUAAGUGUCAAUACCAAAAUGUCUGAGUAACUUCUUAAAUCCCUGUUCUAGCAAACUAAUAUUGGUUCAUGUGCUUGUGUAUAUGUAAAUCUUAAAUUAUGUGAACUAUUAAAUAGACCCUACUGUACUGUGCUUUGGACAUUUGAAUUAAUGUAAAUAUAUGUAAUCUGUGACUUGAUAUUUUGUUUUAUUUGGCUAUUUAAAAACAUAAAUCUAAAAUGUCUUAUGUUAUCAGAUUAUGCUAUUUUGUAUAAAGCACCACUGAUAGCAAAUCUCUCUCCAAAAUUCUUAAAGUUGAUUUUUUUAAAGGGGGAGGGGAAGGCUUUAAUGUGUUCUAGAUCAAUUUAUACCUUCCGUAUGACGUUUUACUCUGAUAUCAUUGUGCACUUUAGCCAGAUCCAGAAAACACUCAAAUUUAUUUUGCAACAAGUGAGAGCCCAGGAGACCUCCUUAUUAUCCUGUCUCUGCUUUGAGGCAAUCAAGUACCCUCUCUGAACCUAGGUUCCCUCAUCUGUAAAACAAAGGUUUCAGACCAGAUGGUGUUUAAGGUUUCUCCCCAUACUGGAAUGAAUGAUUUCUUGGUGGUAUUAGCAUCAUCACAGACCUAUACUUGCUUUCUGAAACUCUACCACAUACUGAAGGAAUACAGGAAUGGGAUUAAGAUGACUAGCAUAGCAGUGUACAGCUUGAAGAGAUGUUCCACAUCAUCACUCCAGCUCCUUCUCUUUUCUCAGGGACAAAUGAGGCCCAGAGAGAAUACGACCUGUGUAAGGUCAAACAGUGGCAGGGAAAGAAGGAGAGCUGGGGUUUAGCAUUCUCCCUGGUGAAGAUUGGAGGUCCAAAGAAAUGACUCCUUUUUAAGGGAUGGGCAUAAAAAAGUGAUCAAAACAUUGCAAAGGAGAAUCAAAGAUUGAUUGUCCUGGGGCUAAGAAAGAAGAUAAUUUUUAAAGAAUGGGAGUGGGCAACAGUGAAAAAUAUUGCAGAUAAGUAGAUAAGGAUAGAAGAUCAACCACUGACUGGUAGUA